AUCACUUUCGGUAAGCUUGCCAGAACUCGGCAGCUAGCGCCACGCGCGCACGUACGGGUACCGGAUACCGGUACGCUAGAGGUGUACAGUUGUCCGCGGAGCUGAUGUUGUCGGCGCGACGGGGCAUUUGACCGCCACGCCAAAUCCCUUUCUGAACGGUUUCGCUACACCCGAAAGUAAUUUUCAUUCGAUUCGAAGGAACCCACUUUCACCACGGCGUUGAACACUUUCCCUGUUGAGCGGAUUCCACCUAGCAUGCACAGAUGGAGUUUCCUGGGGUGGGUUCCGAGGGGUGCCAGCUGACACACUACGAGGGCACCGAGAAACUCCUGGAAAUUUGGUUUGAGCCCCUCCGCCACUGCAACGGUGACAUACAAAGCCAAGGCACCCCCGACCUGAAGGUCAUUCCCAGAACUUGCCUAACUGAGCUUCUUACCUUAGUUCAUUGUGAAAUCGUGAGUGAAAAGUGCCGAGAUGAACAUCACGCAUAUGUGCUCAGCGAGAGCAGCAUGUUUCUCUCCAAGGAGCGGUUCAUCUUGAAGACGUGUGGUACAACCACCCUACUAAAUGCCAUCGAACCCUUCAUAGCAUUGGCCAAACAGUACUGUGGCUUCAAAGUCAAGGAUGUCUUCUAUUCCCGCAAGAAUUUCUUUCGUCCAGAGCUGCAGGCCGUCCCCCACCGCAACUUCCAGGACGAGGUCACGUACCUGGACACACUCUUUGACAGUGGAGCUGCCUACAUGCUGGGUAGAGUCAAUGGGGAUUGCUGGCAUCUGUACACCCUAGACACCUGUAUCGGCCAGAGCCUACCUGACCAGACCCUGGAGAUCUUGAUGACCCAGCUUGACCCCAGUGUCAUGCAGCACUUCAAAGACAACACAGGACGGAAGGCCGCCGAUGUUACCAAGGCAUCUGGAAUAGCAGACCUUUUGCCUAACUGUCAGAUUGAUGACUUCCUCUUUGAACCCUGCGGCUAUUCCAUGAACGGACUGCUGCCCAAGGACGGCUACAUGACCAUCCACAUCACUCCCGAAGAGGAAUACUCCUACGUCAGCUUUGAGACCAACAUCGAACUGGAGGACUAUGGUGACUUGGUGAACAAGAUCCUGACGACAUUCAACCCUGGAAAGUGCGUCAUGACUCUGUUUGCUAGUAAGGCGGCCAAAUGUGGCACAAGCUUCAAAGCCCUCAGUGAGACUUUCCUGGACAAGUACCGUCGCCGUGACCGGCAGUUCUCGCAGUUCCAGAGCUAUGACCUGACAUUCGCGACAUACAUCCGCGACAAACAGGUGUGAAGUACUGCUACAUUACCCUUUCAGCAAGGUGGAAUGAGAUGGCCAAGAAGCGCUAUGUGUAUAUUUUUAACUUUACUUUACUUACUUUAAGUAAGUAAAGUAAUUUAAGUAAUGAAAAGGGAAUGAAGGGUUGUUAGAACUCUAAUGAAGUAACUUUGGUCACGAUAUGUCGUUAGUGCACAUUAAUUUCACGUUAAGAAAAUUUAAUAAUUGCCAAGCACUUGUGAAUUUGAUCACUUGCAGAUGGUUGAUGGGUGGUAAACUAAGUUUCUAAAAUGUGUGGUUGACUCCACUGUCAUGCCAUCAGUACAGUCGAACCUCGUUGGGUAAGAAGUCGUUCCGACUUAAUUACCUUGUUAAUUAUCUUGUUCUAACAGGAACCCUGUAUUAGCAGGAAUGAAAAACAAAAGAGUGGGACCUAAAAAAGUCCUUGUUACAAGCGGAAUCUUGUAUUAACAGUGCUCUUAUUAAGGAGGUUCGACUGCAUCUGAGAAAGGUGCAGGUAUUACACAGCUUGGGCGUGAUUUAGGCAUAAUUUGUGAAUUAAAAAUGUAAAUAAAAUGCUUACGAUUCUGGAUAUGGCUUUAUUCAUUCUUUCCUGUUGUAGAUGGGAGUACUCUUUGGGAUGCCUAAAAUGUUCACUUUCCAAAUGGAAGGACUUUGAAAAUGCACAAUCAGAGUAUUAAUGUGCAUUUUUCUUUUUCUGUUUUUUCACAUUUAUUAAAGUGUGGCUAAAUUUUGUUGGUUUGCUUUGAAAGUAGUUGCAGUUCUACAAAUUGUGUGCCAGCGAUUGGAGAAGGCUGCCAAGUCUGAUUACAAUCUGUCAUUCCCAGGUCAUCUGUGUUGAAGAAUCAGGCACGCAACUUUUCCUCAGAUCAGCUGAUUUCCUGACUUUUCACUUCAUGCUCAUGCCAUUGAAAAUUGAAAAACACUACAAAGUCUUGUUAAGAUUGAAAUUUCCUUGUUGUGUUGUCGGUCCAAGUCGCAUGCCUGAAGAAUUUGUUUCACUGUGAUAUUCAUCAGUAUGCAAUUACUGAGAUUGUACAACUUUUGGGGCUUCAAAGUUGUUAACACUCUGCCCUGAGUUGAAGUGCCCCUCUCAACGCUGCCCAAGUGAAGACUACAUUCAAACAUACAUUGGCCAUGCUCGCUCUUGGCAUCCUGUACUAAACGCACAUAAACCUACGCACACAAGCGGCGAGUUCUUACCAAACGGCCAUUAUUGCUUUGUAAACCAUGCCCUCUUAGUUCUGCCAAGAGCUAACUGCAUGUUAAUAGCCUAUAUUUGUUUGGUUUUUUUUACUUUAAAGUUGUAUAUCUCGGAUUUGAAAAAAAAAAUGAAUUGUGUUGAAAUAAAUUGGUGUACUGUUAUGGUACUCGGGCAUCCACUGUA
Messenger RNA from Acanthaster planci (crown-of-thorns starfish), 2688 nucleotides. It is a transcript of the gene amd1, whose product is annotated as adenosylmethionine decarboxylase 1. Gene Ontology annotation, cellular component: cytosol. The record is from RefSeq and is a predicted model, not a curated record. Lineage: Eukaryota; Metazoa; Echinodermata; Asteroidea; Valvatida; Acanthasteridae. Gene Ontology annotation, molecular function: adenosylmethionine decarboxylase activity. Gene Ontology annotation, biological process: spermine biosynthetic process; spermidine biosynthetic process.